This is a messenger RNA of Candidula unifasciata, 1068 nucleotides long. NCBI's taxonomy places the organism in Eukaryota, Metazoa, Mollusca, Gastropoda, Stylommatophora, Geomitridae. The record is from the annotation of a GenBank genome assembly.
AUGUCCUUGGGUCACCCAGUCCACCUAUUAUCGUGUCUUUCCACUUAUUAUCUCGCCCAGUCCACCUGCUAUGUCUUCGAGUCGCCCAGUCAACCUACACUGUCUUCGAGUCACCCAGUCCACCUAUUAUGUCUUCGAGUCAUCCAGUCCACCUACUAUGUCUUCGAGUCACCCAGUCCACCUACUAUGUCUUCGAGUCACCCAUUCCACCUACUAUGUAAAUUUGUGACGUUUAUGGAAAAUGUUGUUGGCAACGCUAGUCGCCAUCGGGUGGCCUUUAGGUCAUCGACGGCCACUACAAGUAUCUGCAACGUUUGUAGAUCAUUCUUGACUAUAUGGCUGACCUCGUUUCUUGGAGCUUUCCCUAUGUUGUUUAUCACUCAGUUUACACAAGCAACAUAUGUUGACGAAAACCCACUCUUUCAUUCCCUGGUAAUCCUGCAUAUCCCGGACAGUAUGCUCUUUAACUUAUACUUACUUACUGUUUGCCAGGUUUAUAUGAAAUUGAUGAUGCUGUUCAGAAGAGAGCAAGAGAUGUCUUUGAACUAUCCAGGAGAGAUCGUUCGGCUAAAGCGGCAGAUGACCCAGAUUAUCAUCACUGUAGUUCUUGUUUUCUUCAUUUGUCACACGCCUUUCAGAACCAUUGCCUUAUGGAGCAUGUUCUCACCGCCUCAUGCUGCUGAAGGCAUCGACUUCAUCACUUACAUAACCAUGAUCUACAUGACCAGAAUACUGUGGUACUCCAAUCAUGCAAUCAACCCUUUUGUCUACAACUUUGUUUCAAGAAAAUUUCGCCGUGCCCUUAUCUGGCUGUGCUGCGAGAAGCGACGAAAACAUGCUCGAUUGGAGGAGUUGAGAGAUUUGGUUUGUGCUCAUUUUUUUUUUUUUUUUCACUUUCUCAGGAUGGAUUCUCUGAAGCAACACCGUCAAAGCACCGCUGGACGCCUGUACGACAUCGACAACAAUAUCAGAGACAAAGAGCGAGAGGAUCAAGAGACCAUGGACAGACAUAGUCACUUUCUGAGGAAUGACUUUCUAGUGUUGUAUGAGCAUCUUCUUCUUGAAUGA